Molecule: messenger RNA, 1363 nt
Organism: Penaeus monodon (black tiger shrimp)
Lineage: Eukaryota; Metazoa; Arthropoda; Malacostraca; Decapoda; Penaeidae
Product: sulfotransferase 1C4-like
Exons: 6
Coding region: 167-1156 (329 amino acids)
Biological process (GO): sulfation
Cellular component (GO): cytoplasm
Molecular function (GO): sulfotransferase activity
Source: RefSeq, a predicted model, not a curated record
UUCGAACGCAGCAUAAGUGCAGCAAGCACCAAGGUCAUAUGGCUGCGCUGUUACCAGUCUCCUUGUGUUCCUGGUGAGAAGAAGACUUGCAUUUAAGGCAUUUGUCUCUCCAAAGCAUAAAAUUCCUUAUUACUGGGGUUUAAGAAGCGUUGAGAGCGGAUCGGCCAUGGCACUGAAACUCCCAUUUACAGUGAACGAUCUGCCGGAGGAGAUUCUCCAGCAACGAGAGGCUCAAGGACUCCGUACUGCCCUGAAGUUCGUCUACACUCAGCCUGGCAACGUCCUUCUGCCCGAAUCGUACAAGAAGUUGGCGGAAAAACUGUACAACUUCAAGUACCGGAGCGACGACAUCGUGGUGACCACAUACCCUAAGAGUGGAACGCUGUGGACCAUAGAGCUCGUGUGGGCCAUGACGCACCUGGACCAGUUCCAACUCCCGCUGAAGGGACACACCAACGAACGUGUGUUCGUUCUUGAUGACGACUUUUUAGGUAUGAUAAAUGUCGAGAAAGCUAAGCAGAAGUUGGCUGAGGUGUGCCAAAGUGCCAUACCCGAAGAGGGCAUCACUCUCCAGCUCGCAGAGGCUGCUACAACGCCCAGGAUCAUCUGGACGCACCUACCUCUCAAGCUACUCCACCCGGACCUCCUUAACACCUGCAAAGUUGUGUAUGUAGCUCGAAACCCAAAGGAUGUUUGUGUCUCCUAUUAUCACUUUGUCAAGAAGAUGGAAAAACGUUUAUUCUCGGGUACUUUUGAAAACCUGUUGGAUGGCUUCAUGGCAGACAGUCUCUUCUACUGCCCUUACUGGGACCAUAUCCGGCAGGCGAGGCAGCAGAAGGACCACCCGAAUUUCCACAUGAUGUUUUAUGAGGACAUGAAGACCGACAUCCUGGAGGAAUUGAGGAAACUUAGUACGUUCUUGGGUCUGCAACUUGACGACGACAUGUUGCUGAAAAUAUCCGAGUACGCUCACUUCGACCGCAUGAAGAGCAUUCCGGAGCUGAGAACGAAAAUUGAAAACUUCGAAGGCAACCACUGCCGGCGGGGGCAGGUCGGGGACUGGGCCAGCAUCGCGACGCCGGAAGCAGACGCCAAGAUGGACCACUGGAUUCGGGAGAACUCCAAAGACCUAGACUUUACCUUCAGAUACCAGUGAAAGGCAUAUGGGUUUCUUAAUCACGUUAUUGCACGGCAUGGAAACAAAAGGAGCUGUUUAUUCGUGUCUGGGUUUAGAUUCAACCAUACUGUUUUUUUUGUUGUUUUUUUAUUUGGCUAGGGGUUCGUUGAUGCUUAAACGGGAAGGAAAAUGCGAAUGGAACUGAUUAUGUUUACAUAUCAAAAUAAAUUGAAUGAUGUACAUUUA